Molecule: messenger RNA, 1581 nt
Organism: Fusarium musae
Lineage: Eukaryota; Fungi; Ascomycota; Sordariomycetes; Hypocreales; Nectriaceae
Exons: 1
Coding region: 1-1581 (526 amino acids)
Biological process (GO): regulation of DNA-templated transcription; DNA-templated transcription
Cellular component (GO): nucleus
Molecular function (GO): DNA binding; zinc ion binding; DNA-binding transcription factor activity, RNA polymerase II-specific
Source: RefSeq, a predicted model, not a curated record
AUGACAAACCAUAGCCUGUCAGGCCACAUCACCAAGUUUCGGGUAUCCCAAACUCCACGGAUCAAGCGGAACAGACCCGCAGUAUCUUGCUCAACGUGCCGUGCGCGCAAGCAAAAGUGUGACAGACAACAACCAUGCGGUCCAUGUUUGAAGCGUGGUGUUCAGGACUCAUGUCACCUAGAAUCGACUGCGCGACAACCGACUGCUUCACUGGCCAAUCGUGCCGAUAGUCGAGUCCAGAAUGAGCUUAGGCAGAUGCAGAGCCUUCUCCAGGGUCUCCUCGGCCAGCCUAACCAGGACCAAACGGCUGCAUCCUGCGAUGAACUAGCCGCGGGUGUGGAUCGCAUUCGGCAGGCUAUCAAUUACAAGGCUGUUACUGCUCCGCAAGUGGACCGACUUCCAGACAUCGUGUUUGGAUCUCUCGCCAAAGCUGCCCCAGAAGAUGUUCUGGCGGCUUUGCCAUCCCGCCAGGAUUCUGACAAGAUAGUCUCGACAUACCUCAACGCGAGGCAUAUUGCUGUACCAUUCAUUCAUAUCCACCAAUUCCGCAGACAGUACGAAGCCUUUUGGAACAGCCCUGAAUCUGUAAACCUCCUGUGGGAAAGCAUCCUAUUCUCAGUCCUCGCAGUUGGUACCAUCAUAUCUGAUGACAGGGGAAAUCAUCACCAGUCUUCGGCAUUUAUCUCCAUGUCAGCACGAUGUCUUGUAUCCGGACAGUACAGCACAACAACUGAGUUCUCAGUUGAAGCCUUGGCUAUGCAUCUUCAUGCACGAUGUUUCCAUCAAGGGGACAAGGAGAUCUCUCUCUCCCAACUUCAUGCGUUGGCCGUUCGCAUCGCGCAACAGCGGGGCUAUCAUGUGGAUGGAGACGACUUCUUACAGGCUCUGAAGCCUUUCCAAGUUGAAAUGAGACGGCGCGUCUGGUAUUAUCUCCAAUACUACGACAUCUUACUCUCUCUUGAGCAUGGACUACCGCCAUUGAUGCACGAAGAUACAUACUCUAUCAGUCAUCCGACAGACGUGACUGAUGAUGAGUUUGAUGAAGACUCGAAGGUUAUCUUCUCUAGUCCAGCAACAGUAGCCCAUACUGCGCUGCCCUGCGUAUACAUGUCACGUCUGUUGCCAAUUCUGAGACGCAUUAUUUGCCACGCCCUUGGUUUCAAGACCUGCAACUUUAAGGACGCCCUGUUUCUCAAAGCGCAGCUGGAGACAUGGUACAGAUCGAUUCCACCCUGCUUCCGCGUGUAUUCUGUCAAGGAUACUUGCCUAACGACCACCACUUGCACCGCUUUGCAACGUGUGUUGUUUCAGCUCGUCUACAACACAGGAAUUGCACUGAUAUAUCGUCCGUUUCUUAAUAUUAUGAGCCUUGAGAAUAGAUAUUGCGAAACCGCGCUCGAUGUGUCUCGCAAGAAUGCACUAAGAUCUAUUGAAGUAUAUAUAGAGGUUGAUCAGGAGAUGCAGAGAGGGGGGAGACUCUAUGGCGAUCCACAAGUAAAGGCUAACCUGCCCGUCAAUGACUUCUUUAUAACUAUGAUCAUGGCACCACUUGAGUUUUUCGGUUGCCCCAACUUGCCGUAA